AUGGGUCAGACGCCUUUAGAUUUGACAAGUCUUCAAGAAACCUUGCCAAUACCAGCUACGAUGCCGUACUUACAAGCUUUUCUGAAUGACAAUCCGAAAAAGGCUUUCGAUUGCGUACAAUUAAGGCUGAAGAAAGCCAAAACAUUAAAUCAGGAAAUUGCAAAUUACUUUCUAGAUAGAGUCAGAGUCGAAGACGAUUAUGUUAGAGGUCUUCAACGAUUAGCAGCCAAAGCAUUUAUUGCGGAUAGAAAUAGCUUGGGUACCUUUGUAAAUGUAUGGGAUACUCUUUUCAACGAACUCAACGAAAUAAUCAAAAUCCAUACUUAUUUAAUUUCAAAAAUAUAUGAGGAAGUAGAAGGUCCAUUACGUGAAAAAGCAACUUCUGACCCAGAAUGGUCACAAUUAAAACCUCAUGAGACUAAUCUCGGUAAAUUAUCACGCGAAUAUGAAGAAAAACUACAAAAAUUUAACAAGCACAGGAGCAAAAGUAAAGUCGGCAAAAAGGCAGAUGCAAUUGAAAGUAAACUCAUUGAAGCGCAAAAGGCUUUAGAAGAAUCUAAAGUUGAAUGGCAAAAUAAUUGGUCAACAUAUCUUGAGAAAACCCAAGCUGUUGAUUUAACGCGUUGGGAGAAUUUGAAAGAGACUAUAGCGCGCUUUGAAACUAUACAAGCAGACACAUAUCAAAAACGUGUUGAGAUUGCUGGAAAAACAUUGGGAACAGUUGUAGAUUAUGAUGUCCAAGGCGAAAUCAAAGAUUUUUGUUCCAAGAAAGGACAGAUUAAUGAAGUAAAAUAUGCCUUUUCUAUUAGGCGUAAAAGAGUAACUUCACAAAAUCAUUUGGACGUUUCUUCUCAGCAUAGAAUGGAAAAUAUUGAUUCUCAUAGUGAUGGUUUGAGGAGCCCUUCAGCUAUUUCAGUCAACAACGAUCAUCAUGAAGCUGCAGUGCCUAAAGUAGUUGUAGACUCCGAAGGUUAUUCAAUACCUCCCACUGAAUCCAAGUGGGACAACGUUUCUUCCUCAAACGAAGAAAAUGAUUCAGAUUCACGAUCAGAAACUGCUAAUUCAUGGAAUCAGGAGAAAAUGCGUGUUGAGAUUAAGCCGACGGUUGUUCCAAUAAAUGAGGAAGAAGCUGCGGCUGCCAUGUCACUUGUUAUGACACAUCUCAAGUCGACACCUACUGCGAAAAAAAGCACGCUUCGUGGUCGAAGAGAGGCAAACAGCUUAAUUAGUUCGUCCCCAACUUCAUACGAAUUCCUGGAGUCCGCAAAUCAUCCAAGAGCUGCUUCCGACUCUGAAACUAAACCGCGUGGAUUACGAGCUUCAAUUUUUGAAACUGUAAACAUAAUGUCCAAAAGUGGUGAGGUUACAAAAAUACUUGUAACGGGUGAAAUAAGUUUACAAUAUAAUUUUCCAACAGUACGAGAUCAUUCACAUUCGGUCAGGAUUAGAAUCGAUAAUUUUGAAACAUUGGAAAAAUCUGCACCAAACACAUCAUAUCUUCGUCCCGCACCAGGCCUUGUAGGACUAUAUGAUAUUGAUACAUGCUUAUUAUCUUUGGCAGGAGGAACUUCGGUUGUUGUAAUGAAAUAUCAAGUGCACAUAGAUCCGGAAAGCAAAAAUAUAUAUGUACCGCUUCAAGUGAUUCCACAUUGGAAAUGUGAAUCAAAUUUAACGUCAUUAGCUGUUUCAUAUCAGGUGAAUCCCGAAUGCAAACUUAAAGGAAAUCUUUCAGAACUUUCCUUCAUAGUUCCUGUAGAUGGAGAAGUUGGAACAGUACAAUCUAAACCCACUGGAGUAUGGAGUAUGGAAAAACAGAGGAUUUAUUGGCAGGUUGAUGAUGUAGAUCUGUCUACACCUCCCGAACGAAAAAGAAUUUUAGCACGUUUUGAAACUGGAAAAGCAUCUAAUCCAGCACCUGCUGCGGUUAGGUUUUUAUGUAAAGGACAAUUGUUGAGUAAUAUUUCGAUAGAUAUUGUACCUUCUGUAUCAAAUGGAAUUGGUGUACAGGAGCAAGAAAAUAGCAAUAAUCCUGGGAAGUUUGAAAGUGUUUUUAAAUUUCAGGAGAUAUCAUGUCAAGUUUCUAGCGGUAAAUUUAUUGCUUCUCAAUAA
This is a messenger RNA of Funneliformis geosporum, 2109 nucleotides long. The record is from the annotation of a GenBank genome assembly. Lineage: Eukaryota; Fungi; Glomeromycota; Glomeromycetes; Glomerales; Glomeraceae.